Messenger RNA from Cooperia oncophora, 501 nucleotides. Lineage: Eukaryota; Metazoa; Nematoda; Chromadorea; Rhabditida; Trichostrongylidae. The record is from the annotation of a GenBank genome assembly.
UUGUUUUUCAGGACGUAUUUCUACGAGGGAGAAGAAGUAUGUGACCGGAAUCGCGACAUUUUCAAAGAGACCGUCGAUGCCGUGGCCAAGGUGACUCAGGGCGAAGGCUUCGCCGCCAUAAAGGUUACCGCUCUAGGGAGGCCGACGCUAUUGUUGAAACUUUCAGAAUCAAUUGCUCAAACCCACAACUUUUUCAAAACAUUGACCGGUACGCAGAAGAUUCAGUUCUCUCGUCUCAGUGAGGAAGAUCUCGACUUGGGUGUCAAAGCGGAUUCGAAGCAGAUUCGAGAUUGGUUCAAGAGCGUUGAUUUCGAUGGUGACGGCUAUAUGGAUUUCCACGGCUGGAGCAGGAUUCUUGACGAUCAUAUCAAACUUGGAAACAUGUUUAAAAUUCUCAACAUCAAAACAGGCCAGUUGGAACCACUGAUCCAGAACCUAACAGCUGAUGAAGAACAAGAGGUUUGUGUUUCCGCUCGUCUUACAGUGCCAAAUCUUCACUGA